Molecule: messenger RNA, 1505 nt
Organism: Erpetoichthys calabaricus (reedfish)
Lineage: Eukaryota; Metazoa; Chordata; Cladistia; Polypteriformes; Polypteridae
Gene: tppp3
Product: tubulin polymerization-promoting protein family member 3
Exons: 4
Coding region: 346-879 (177 amino acids)
Biological process (GO): positive regulation of protein polymerization; microtubule polymerization; microtubule bundle formation
Cellular component (GO): microtubule
Molecular function (GO): tubulin binding
Source: RefSeq, a predicted model, not a curated record
GCAGUAGAGCAACCCGAAGCAAAUCCAUUUAACGUGAGCUGCAGCGCUGCCCCCUUGCACCCCACUGCGGCCACCCCAAUACCAGCAUUGGUGCCCUGGUGGCAGCGCUCUUCCUCCCCUAAGAAGCCGCUGCCAUGCUGCACACCAGUGACCUUGGUCAUUCAGUCGUAGUGAAACAUUUUUUUUAUUGCACUCCCUUGAUGUUAAACAGGAUGUCUCUAUGGAUACAGAAAUAAACAGAGGAUAACAGCCCUUCAGCCUUUAAAGGAGCAUUUCAUUAUAGGAGGACCCAGGGAGCCGACUCGAGAGGGCUUGUGCGCUGCGGUGCAAAGAGUGUUGCUCAAGAUGGCACAAAGCACAGACAUGUCCGAACUGCAGGAAGCCUUUAAGAAGUUUGCCAUCCAUGGUGACACAAAAGCAACUGGCAAAGAGAUGAAUGGUAAAAACUGGGCCAAGCUGUGCAAAGACUGCAGAAUUAUUGAUGGCAAAUCUGUGACCAGCACUGACGUAGACAUUGUCUUCUCCAAAGUGAAAGCAAAGACGGCCCGAGUCAUCACAUAUGCCGAAUUUCAGAAGGCCUUGGAGGAGCUGGCACCAAAGAGGUUCAAAGGAAAGAGCAACGAGGAGGCAAUUCAAGACAUAUACAAGCUGGUAGAAGGGAAGGAGCCUGCAAAUGUUGGAGUGACUAAAGUGACCAAGGCAGGAGCAGUUAACCGGCUGACUGAUACCACAAAGUACACAGGGUCGCACAAGGAGCGCUUUGAUGAGAGUGGCAAAGGAAAAGGAAAAGGCGGUCGAGAGGACCUGGUGGAAAACACGGGAUAUGUAUCGGCCUACAAGAAUGCCGGCACGUAUGAUGAGAAGGCAAAGGAGAAGUGAGCACUCCCUGCCAAACAUGCAACUUUGUGGUAGCACACACACACUGGCACCUAUGGAGGUUUAGACGUGCCUGUGUGCGUUCGUAUAUAUGUAUGCAUUAGAAACACGUGCAUAUAUGUAUAUAAAUCUAUACUGUAUAUAUAUGUUGUGGCAGGGAACCCUCCCCAGAGGUAUAAAAGGGUCAGAGGCUUUGGGUGAGUCCAUCAUAAAUUUAAGACUGUAAAUCUUCAGUAUAAGUAAAAUGAAACAACUCGGCUAGUGCCCUCAAGGGUCUUCCUUGCCUCUUUCAGGAGCUCCUCCUAGCCUGUGAGCUAAACAACUCUCACUGAUGCACCCUUUCUGACACCCUGAGGGGCUCUGAGGGACUCCGUUCUCUCAAUGGUGCCUGGUAGGAUUGGACACAUUUUAAGGACUCACAGAAGACCCCCACUCCUCUGCUCUGGUUUAGCUCUACUGCUGCUCUUCCUUUUUUCUUUCUCUUUCUCUCUCUCUUCACCCUCCUUCCCCUUUGCUAAUGUGAUGUUGUUCUUUGCUUCAUGAUUUAUUUUAUUACCUGGAUAUCAAAUCAUAGCCAAACUGGAACUGGAACUUAUUGAACCAAAUAAAGUAUUUUUUAUUAAACUGGA